CACUAUAUAAAUCCUCAUUUUUCAUUUCGAAGAUUAGGGUUUUCGUCUUCGGUGUUGGUGCUGUUGCUGCUCGUGUCCCUCCAUAACCUCCGAGCUCAACACACAAGGACCAAGCAGCCAUGGGGAAGACACAUGGAAUGGGAGCUGCUCGCAAGCUGAAGUCUCACCGCAGGAGGCAAAGGUGGGCUGACAAGUCAUACAAGAAGUCUCAUCUUGGGAAUGAGUGGAAGAAACCUUUUGCUGGUUCUUCCCACGCAAAGGGAAUUGUCCUCGAAAAGAUUGGUAUUGAGGCUAAACAGCCCAAUUCAGCUAUUCGUAAGUGUGCCAGGGUACAACUAAUCAAGAAUGGAAAGAAAAUUGCUGCCUUUGUUCCUAAUGAUGGUUGUUUAAACUACAUCGAAGAAAAUGAUGAAGUUUUGAUUGCUGGAUUUGGAAGAAAGGGUCAUGCUGUGGGAGAUAUUCCUGGAGUUAGAUUCAAGGUUGUGAAGGUUUCUGGGGUGUCUCUUCUUGCUCUUUUCAAGGAGAAGAAAGAGAAGCCAAGAUCUUAGAUUUGUGAAAUGAGUUUUUGUUUUUAGAUUCCCUAAAUUAUGUUUAGUUUUGCUUCCUUUUGAAUGGGUUUUACAGACAGUUUUGUAUCUUGUUAUUUUGUGGAACUUCAUUUUUUCACUCUUAGGAGCAUUUAUUACCUUGCCAGCAUUGACUUGUAUUGUUGACUGGUUUACACAUUUACUGGGUUGUGAUUCAAGAAUGAAAUUUUAAGAAUUACGUUACAA
This is a messenger RNA of Medicago truncatula (barrel medic), 773 nucleotides long. RefSeq names its product 40S ribosomal protein S23. Gene Ontology annotation, biological process: translation. Gene Ontology annotation, molecular function: structural constituent of ribosome. The coding region runs from base 120 to 548 and encodes 142 amino acids. The transcript is spliced from 4 exons. Lineage: Eukaryota; Viridiplantae; Streptophyta; Magnoliopsida; Fabales; Fabaceae. The record is from RefSeq and is a predicted model, not a curated record. Gene Ontology annotation, cellular component: ribosome; small ribosomal subunit.